UUAUAAUAUUAAAAGUGAAUUUGUUUCAGUUCCUAAUGUAUAUAAUGCACUGGGUUCACUCUGAAGGAAUAUAUCAGAACUCCUCACACAUUUGUGAUACAUGUAAAUGUAGUGACGGUAACUCAUUCAUAAUGGACUGUUCUGAUCAAAAUUUUCAACAUGUGCUGGCAAAUUGGCCUAUAAAUAAUAAGAGUUUGAUAGCUAAGUUCAGCAAUAAUAAUUUAACCACUCUACAACUUCUUCCUACCAGCAAUCAGAGAGCAAAACUGGUUUUUGAUCACUGUAAGAUAAAAUAUAUAGAAGGUGGUGUUUUCUCCAACAUGAAAAAUGUCGAAUUCAUAGAUCUCAGCUACAAUUUUUUAACAACCGAAGAAAUUGACGGAAAUAACUUCAAAGGACCUUACAACAAUUCCAAAUUUCAUCCAUUACCAUCACUAAAAUACCUGAAUUUAGCUUAUAAUCAAAUACACAGUUUACCUAGGAAAUUUUUUGAGAACAUGCCUAAUUUGGAAGAACUCAAUUUGGAGGGAAACGACUUUACAGUGCUAGAUCCUCAAACACAGCUGUCCAUAGGAACCCUGACUAGAUUAACGGUAUUGAAUCUGGCUAAUAACGAAUUGACAGAAGUGGAGGGAGAGGCCCUGAGAAAUUUGAGUAAUUUAAAAAAAAUAGAUUUGUCCUCUAACCAACUAGAUUUUGUUCCCGAAAGUUUGGAAUAUUUGGGUAAUAAACGGGAAUAA
Leptinotarsa decemlineata (Colorado potato beetle) is the source of this 740-nucleotide messenger RNA. RefSeq names its product transforming growth factor beta activator LRRC33. Gene Ontology annotation, molecular function: protein binding. The record is from RefSeq and is a predicted model, not a curated record. Lineage: Eukaryota; Metazoa; Arthropoda; Insecta; Coleoptera; Chrysomelidae. Gene Ontology annotation, cellular component: plasma membrane.